CAACAGCAGUGGAUAAGAAAGCUGAAAAAGAGGCGGACAACCGGUCCGCACAAUGAAAACUAGCACACCUCAUGUGUAGUUUUUAUCCACAGUGGAUUUUUUUUUUUUGCCACAGCAGGCCCUCAGCCGACACAGAGCCGGUCUUCGGUGUUUUGUGAAGCCGUGAGAGGUGAGAAACAACCCCACAGAGCGAGGAUGUUGGUCCCCGCUGGAAGAUAAUGAAGAGGCUGCGCGUUUUGUUGGUGUGCCUCAUCGCAGCUCUCCUGUCCUGGUACCCCAGUCAAUAUGUGUAUUGUUCAGAGCCGGGCUCGCCUGACUCAGCUCAGCCUGCCGGGGACAAAACCCCUAACGUCCCGCAGCAUGAGCAGGAGGAGGACUCCACGCAGCACAAGGUGUUGGAAGAAUGGACGACACACACAUCAUACGAUAUGGGACUGGAGGCAGAGAGAGCAGCACUAAAGCUGGCAGCACACAACAUUCACCAAGAACAGACUGUGAAUCCUGGAGAAGCUGAGCUGAAGGACACCAAGUCUGACCCUGAGUCUGAUCCAGAACCUGCUGCUUCUGAGCUAGACCCCCACCCAAUCCCCCACCCAGACCCCCAGGCUGAUGUGGUUCUGCAGCCUCACACCCAGAACCAGAAUCAGAACCAGGACCAGGCUGUACCUGUGUCCUCCACUCCAGAACCAGUUCCAGCACAGAUCCAGGAGUCUACAGACACCCCAGCUGCAGAGACCGUCACUGAGACUCCUGCUGCAGCCCCAAGCCUAGACACACCCCCUUCCUCUGAUGAAGCUGAACACAUACCUACCUCAAAGAGCGCCGACCCCGCCCACACAGGUGCAGUGUGGGUUGCCAGUGCAGGAGAUGAACUCCCAGUAGACAGCUUUGUCUCUGCUGAGCACUCUGACUCACAGUGCGGGGUCGUUCCCCCCGAACUGGCAACCUGUGAAAACUCCCCCUUUGGCCGCCCUCUCUUCAGCGCGGAGGAACCCGGUUCCAAGGACCAGCAAUUAGACCAGAUCCGCAGUUCUGGUUCUGAACCAGAGGUCCAGUCCACUCCAGGUCAGGUAGACCAGGAAAAACAACAACAACAACAGCAUCAACAGGAGCAACAGCAGGAGCAACAGGAUACGGAGGAUGGUCUGUCUGAUCCUGACCAGGAGAGAAAUGCCUCCCAGCUCCUCCAAGAACAGAAGGUGGGGGAUGCCAGUGUUGGCCCCGAGACUGAUCCCUCAGUGCCAAGUAAAGAGGACAUCCCGACCUUUGACGAGUGGAAGAAACAAGUCAUGGAGGUGGAGAAGGAGAAAAGUCAGUCUCUCCACACCUCCCCCACUGGCGUCCCCCACCCAGUAAAGAAGGUCCAGAAAAACUUCAAGAAUAACUACGCCUCAGUGGAGUGUGGAGCCAAAAUACUGUCUGCCAACAACGAGGCCAAGAGCACUUCAGCUAUUCUCAUGGAGAACAUGGACCUUUACAUGCUGAAUCCCUGCAGCAACAAGAUCUGGUUUGUUAUUGAGCUCUGUGAGCCGAUUCAGGUCAAACAGCUGGACAUCGCUAACUUUGAGCUCUUCUCAUCAACACCCAGAGAUUUUUUAGUUUCUAUCAGUGACAGAUAUCCGACCAACAAGUGGGUGAAGCUGGGGACCUUCCACGCGCGAGAUGAGCGAAUAGUUCAGAGCUUCCCCCUGGACGAGCAGCUGUAUGCUAAAUAUGUGAAGAUGUUCAUCAAGUACAUAAAGGUUGAACUUCUGUCCCACUUUGGAUCAGAACAUUUCUGUCCGCUCAGUCUCAUCAGGGUGUUUGGUACGAGCAUGGUGGAGGAGUAUGAGGAGAUUUCAGAUUCACAGUACCCCUCAGAGAGACUGGAGUACCUGGAUGAAGACUACGAUUAUCCUCCAGGCUAUCAACCAUCAGAAGACAAGGCCUCUAAAAACCUGCUCGGCUCAGCGACCAAUGCAAUCCUCAACAUGGUAAACAACAUCGCAGCUAACGUGCUGGGAGGCAAACCGGAGCUGGAGGGAGGAGCAGAGACAGGAGGAAACACAACGACAGAAAUGGUUGAAAAACAGGAGAGCCCAGAAGAAACCUCUAAACCAGCUGAAACACCUCCAGACUCUGCAGUACCGGAUCCUGCAGAGCAGAAACAUCUUGAAUCCCAGGAGGACUCCUCCGUCUCCAGUGAGCCUCCGCCUCCUCAGCCCUCAUCAUUGGACUCUCAGGAGGACAGACAGAUCGUCACCCUGGUGGAGGAGGAGGAGGAGGAGGAGGAGCCCAGACAGUCUACUGUCACUCUGAUGGAGGAGGAGGUGGAGGAAGAGGAGGGGGAGAAGAGGGAGGAGGAGACGAGGAGGGAGGCAGACAGGAAUAUGUGGGAGAGUCAGACAUACUGUCCCUUCUCCUCCCUCUCUUCCCUCUCUCUCUCCUGCAUGGCCACGCUGCCCGAGCUGCUCCACCGCUGGUGCUCCGCCCGCCUCGCUAGGGAGCGUCUCCGCAGCCUAAAGAGGAGGCAGCUGAGCGUCCACACACAGACAAACACCCCUGCCCUCACGCACACACCUCCACUCCUCCCCACCCCUGUCCCCACCCCUCUGAAAGAAGCCCCUCCCCUCUCAGAAUCGACUCCAGAGGCUGAGGUUCCUGUCCAGGGUCGGAGCGAGGAGCCAAACACACACAGUCCCGACACACACACUCCAGAUCUCGUCAUCCUCCUCGAGCCCAGCAGGACCUCCUCCCUCCCUGCCCACAGCUUCUCUGACUCCCACAGCUCCCUCACCUGGCCCACACCCACCCAGGAGGAGAAGCUGCUCCCCCCGAUCAAAGACGCAGCCCUCGACCCCGUCCCCACUCCUCCCCUCCAGUCCGCCUCUAUCCCAGAGACUGAGCCGGCCAACAUUGCCAGCCCCACCCUUUCUGUCAGCGCCCCCCCUCAGCCUGUAGCCACGGAGACACCCUCUCCUACCCUGGAGGUGCUCACCACGCUGAAGGAGCAUCCUGUACAGCCUCUCCCCACUGUGACAAGGCCUGAGGACCUCAUCCCCCCUCCCACUGAGCUGCCCCCAUCUCCCCCUCAGACUGAACCCCCCUCAGACUCAAUGAAGGCAGAUAUUGGGGACCCUCAGAGACACCUGGCCCAUCAGACUCAUGGUGAGCAGGGGGACUCCCUCUCCCAGACAGGUGACCCCCACCGGGUGGAGGACUCAGUGGAGGACGAGCUUCUGAGCUCUAAUGGGAACGCCCACCGCACGGCGACGGACUUCUACGCAGAGCUGCAGAACGGGGGAGAUUAUAACGGGGGUGGACUAAUUGGGAACGGGGUGAUGUUGAACGGGGGGACAGUGCACGGCUCCAGUCAGAAGGAGAGCGUCUUCAUGAGACUGAACAACCGCAUCAAAGCUCUAGAGAUGAACAUGAGUCUGUCGAGCAGAUACCUGGAGGAGCUUAGCCAGAGAUACCGUAAACAGAUGGAGGAGAUGCAGAGAGCAUUCAAUAAGACCAUCAUCAAGCUGCAGAACACCUCCCGCAUUGCAGAGGAGCAGGAUCAGAAACAGACCGACUCCAUCCACAUCUUGCAGAGCCAGCUGGAGAACGUCACCAAACUGAUGCUUAACCUCACGGCUACAGUCGGCCAGCUGCAGAGAGAGGUGUCGGACCGUCAGAGUUACCUGGUGGUCUCUCUGGUCCUGUGUUUGUUUCUGGGUGUCCUGCUGUGUCUGCAGUGCUGCCGCAACUCUUCUCCAAAGCCCAUCACCAACACUGCUGCCCUGCCCAAGAGCAACUACUACCCCAGCCCUAAGAGGUGUUUCUCCUCAUACGAUGAUAUGAGCCUGAAGCGAAGGGUGGCUUCUCCUCUUGUUCGCUCAAAGUCUUUCCACUUGUCCUCUACGGAUGUAGGUCCAGAUGACUUGUACAUUGUAGAACCUCUAAGGUUUUCUCCAGAGAAAAAGAAAAAACGCUAUAAGACAAAAUCUUUGGACAAAGUCGAGGUUCUGAAGUGUGAGUUGUCUCUCCCGCUCACAAACGGGGGACCAAAGUGUAACGGCUUCCAGCCGUGCCUCCCUGAACCUCCACCACCACCUCCCCCUCCUCCUCCUCCUCCCACUCCUCCUCCUCUUCCUCCGCCUCCUGCUAUCCCCUUACCUCCCCCUUCCUUUGCAGAGCAGAUACCAUCCCUGCCUCCUUCAGAGACCAGCAGUUGCAGCUCAUCCACACACUCUGAGGAGUCCUACACGAGCCGCCUCCCCCCUCCCUCCCCAAGCUUCCCCUCCGCCGGUCUCUGCAACGGCCACCCCCUCCCCCUCCAGCAGCAGACCCCCCUUAACAAGUCCCGUCAGGAGAAGCGCUCGAUGAAGAGGAGGAAAUCACGGCAGACGGAGCUGCAGUUCCCUUCUGUGACAGGGGGGCGUGUGGAGUCCCUGCCCAGCCUGCAGCAGCUGAUGAAGGGAAACAAGGAGAUCAAUGUGGGGACCAUCGGGGUGACCGCCGUCACCGGACACGUUUAAAAAAAAACACACAGAAACUUUAUACACAUACACACUUUAUGGUAGCAGACUCACGUAGGAAGGAGAUGAGAUCGUACUGCAUCCCAAAGAACCACAUUUCCCAUGAGCACCCAGAUACACCGAGGAGCUGUAGCAGAAAGGAGCUCAGCCUCCUCUGACCCCGCCCUCCGUCAGAGACCUGUUUACGGUUACGUGCCUUUUUAUCUGUUAAAGCUAAAGACCUGAUGAUGGACACAGAGACAUCCAUUACAUCCAUGUUUUUCUAAUGGAGAAGCACAUUACCCCCGACAGGUGAACAUUAACUCCUCCCCCCCUGUGAGCACAGAGAGCGGAGGCCCCGCCCUCAGCUCUUCUUCUACUGCAGGAAGGUCAUGAAGUAUUCUGCUGCUCUGUGGAUGAAAAAUGGGAGCGUGACUUCUCUUCCUCAUUUCCUGUCUUCAUUUCCACUUCUCUAUCUUCAUGCCGCAUCCUGACAAGACUGCAGGUGUGUGUAUGUGGGACCAGAGUGUUCAACUUUGUGCUUCAGAUUGUGUGUGUGUCUCUGUCAGUGUGUUCCAAAACCGGCCACCAUAGCUGAAUGAAGAAUUUUCUGCAUGUGUGUGAACCUUUGAGUCCUUUCACUUUAGUUUCUUUGUUUAUUCUUAAAUUACAAACUCAGACGCAGCAGUUUGAAGAUCCUCAGAGUUCAGAUUUGUUUGGGCUGGGCCCUGAGAGCGCGCGCACACACACACACACACACACACACACACACACACACGCACACGUGAAGAGGAGCUGCUGAAACAGGCUACAGGCAAACUACUGUCUUUUUUCUUCUGAUGUAUUUUAUUAUUUCUCUUCUUAUUUUUGCAGCCAGUGUGGAGUUAAGGUUUCGGGAUCAGGGUUAACUAUACUGUAGGAGCACGUUAGGUGGAGAGCUUAAUGUUUACACUUCCGUUACACACACACUUUUGCGCACACACACACAGACUACUACUGGGACUCUGCAGCCAUGUCUGACUGAGUAGUUUUAUUUAUCUAUUUAUUUAUUUAACAGAGGACAGAUUUUGUACACGAGGCUCAGCCUGUCAGCCUGCAGAGUCACAGUAGAUCCUGAAAGUGUUGCACAGAAUUAUUUCAGAGCGUACGUAUAUUUGAAUGGCUCUUUUCUUCUUCUCUGAUUUUGAAUAGGUCUGAGUAGAGUUUGCUUGGGCCAUAUACAUCCUUCAGGUGUGCGUUGAGUUGCUCGUCCUGCAGCAGAGGACUUUAAAAGGAUCGUCUCAGCGCUGCGUUUGUGUCUGUUCAGAGCUGCUAGUGGAAAGGGCCUCACCGAGUCUCGUCCCGUUUUCUGUCUUCUUGUUUGUCGUCUGAUUUUCGCUCGCCCUGUCAAUUAUAUUAAGCCUCAUCUCCGUUUAAACUCAGAGGGUUGUGUGAACUUUUGCAGGAAGUCACAGGCGCCAUUCUGUUUUUAAACAGUUUUCUUUGUGUGAGCACUUUCUGAGCGGCUCUGUGUGGUCGGUCUUGUGUUCAUUUUGACAGAGACAGAAGAUCUUCAUCAUUUCCUCUCUGAGCUCCUCCUCAUCCUCCUCCUCCUCUCACAUCUCUCUCCCCUCCAUCACUCUCCUCUCUGUGACUGUGAACUUUAAACAUGCCUGCUUUUAUUAACCACUCUUACAUGUUUUCAUCCAGAGCCUGAGCUCUCUGUGCACCCCCACGCUCACUCUUUAAUCCACACCUUAUUACUCUUCAUGUGUAACCCCCCCCCCCCCCCAUGAUUUUGAAGAGAAGGAUAUGAACUGUCGAUGGAUAAAGGGAACGCAGCAGAGAUGGAUGAUUCUGUUUGUUCCACACGCCGAGAGAAUCGUCGUUUUUUUUUUACCCUAUUGAAUGUGUAUGAUCUUGUGUGUGUGUGUGUGUGUUUACACAUGUAUGCAUGUGAGGAGUGUUAUUGUUGACCUCAUGUAUGUGUGUGUAAGACUACUUUGAAUCUACUUAUCCUGUAACACAGCGACUAGGAGGAGAAAUUCUCAGAGUGCACUUUGUAUGACUCCUCAUGCCUUUUUUGUUUUUCUACCUUUUAUUUCAAGUGCUUUCUUUUCUCUCCCUCUCUCUCUCCAUCUCUCUCUCUCUGUGUGAUUACUCUGAAGAGCUGCACAGGACUCUUUGAGCAGGAGUGAGUUACUACAAAACUGUAGUGCCAUUAGAAACUGUGAAUUUCUAAAUAAAACCUUUUUUUGUUGUCUUUCA
Messenger RNA from Labrus bergylta (ballan wrasse), 6728 nucleotides. RefSeq names its product SUN domain containing ossification factor (gene suco). NCBI's taxonomy places the organism in Eukaryota, Metazoa, Chordata, Actinopteri, Labriformes, Labridae. Gene Ontology annotation, cellular component: membrane; cytoplasm. Gene Ontology annotation, biological process: protein folding in endoplasmic reticulum; regulation of bone remodeling. The record is from RefSeq and is a predicted model, not a curated record.